GUGUAUUGACUGAUUGACAGUCGAAGAAGGUUUAUUUUGAGGUUAUUUUUAUCAUUUAUUAUUGUACUGCAGUUAAUUUUGGCAUCAUGUCCAUCGUGCAAGUGAUUAAAUCGUCGGAGACUGAUUUGGUGUUCAAGAAGCCGCUACCAAUUGCAAAGAAGCGUUGGAAAGAAAAACAAAAGGUUCUCAAUGAAGAGACUUACGUAGAGGAAAUGGGUAAAAUCAUAGAGAGAGACUUCUUCCCGGAUUUGCAUAUGCUGAAAGCCCAGAAUGAUUACAUGGAAGCUGUGGAAAAAAACGAUUAUGUUAAGAUAAGGGAAUUGAAUGCUAAGUACAGUGGCAGUUCAACACCAUCCGAGAGACUUUCCAGUCCCGCAACAUUUGAAACUCCUGCAAACAUCCAUCAUACACAAUUCGAAAGUAACAAUUCAGAUAAAGGAUUGAGUGAACAGGAGCAGCCAAAAAUUGUUAGAAAACUUUCUCUUGAUCAGUACUUAAACACUCAUACCUCUGAGGAUAAUCAAAGUUUUGAAGAGAUGAUGGAGGAGGCAGAGAAGAGGCACAGGCUGAAAUACUCGUAUUUGUAUAAUGAGGAACAGGCGAGUGAAGAUGAAAUGCAACAAUGCUUGGCUUUGCCUAAUAUUGAGCAACAGGCAGCUUUACCACAUAAAAAAUUAAAUGUGGAUACAUGGUGUUAUAAGAACAAAAAUUACAUUAUGUAUGUGCCUGAUGGUGUUCCUUUAACUAAGCAAGAGCAAUUGGAGAUUAAUUCAAAACGACAGGAGGUCGAUCACAUUAAUACUAGAUUAUCUUUGAAUCCUUUCAAUGAUACACAGAAUACGGAAACGAUCAAUGAGAUGGCUAAAAAGCACGCUAAAGUUCAAGACGGAAAGAUCGGCGUCGAUGGUAAAGAAUUGAUUACAGGUACUCCGAGAGUGAACGGUUUCAGUUUGGUUCGGACACCUUCGCCGUGUCCGGGCGUAGCGCAAAGUCCUCUGAUGACUUGGGGUGAAGUGGAAGGAACACCGUUCCGUCUGGAUUCGCCGAUGCCGAAAACGGCGGGUCCCAGCUUCAAAAUGUGCGAACCACCGAAAAGAGAGCAACUCGCUUUCGCGCUCGCAGAAAAAGCAAGCGAAAGACAUAGGGACAAGAAGAGGAAAGCCAUUGACGCAGCUCGUAAACAUUUCGCAAGUCCGUCGCCGAGACCGCACUCAUCGAAAAUCGAUCGGUUAUCUAGUAUGUCACCUGCAGCACAACGAUUGGCCAGUUCGAGAUUACGUAUUGGAUUGGAUUCUACAAAUAGUCCGUUGUUGAGAACACCGAAAACGCCGCAGAGGACACCGCAGACGCCGAAGAUGAACUUGGGCAUUCGGAAAGUUGACGACAUUUCAACCGAUGAUUUACUCAAAAUCAACGUACCUAAACGGCAGAGUGCCGCGGAAUUCUUUUAAUCGCGACAUCUAUAAUAAAUAUAAUUAUUAUUUUAUGUUUAGGUAUCAUUUUUUAUUUCUACUGAUAGAAAUGCAUUUUAUGUUAUGAGUUUACACAUAUAUUUUUUUUUGUAAUUUAAAAUGUAAAUAAAUAAGUUGAUCUAACUAAUAUUAAGAUAGCUUAUGAACAAGAGGUGAGAAUGUACAAAGGAUAAAAUGUUGAGAACGGAAUAAAAUACAAAUCUCUAACUGAA
Messenger RNA from Nicrophorus vespilloides, 1684 nucleotides. It is a transcript of the gene Es2, whose product is annotated as protein DGCR14 homolog. The record is from RefSeq and is a predicted model, not a curated record. Lineage: Eukaryota; Metazoa; Arthropoda; Insecta; Coleoptera; Silphidae. Gene Ontology annotation, cellular component: catalytic step 2 spliceosome. Bases 87 to 1451 code for a protein of 454 amino acids. The transcript has 4 exons.